GCGUCAGAAGCGACCACCGACGUCAUCGCGACGGGAACCUACUGUAGGGGCGACUCCCAUUGGGGCACCGCGAGGGUCUCUUGCCGGCCCACUGUUGACACCCGCCUGGGUUGCAAGCGGGGCCGCUCGCCCAUGGAGGCGGCCUGGAGGGAGUACUGCGAGGCGGAGCACUCCAGCAGUGACGACGGCUCCUCCGAGAGCUCCUCGCCCGAGCUGGAGGGUACCACUUCCGCGCCCAUCGCAGACUCAUGCCCGCGGCUGACGGCGUCCUUAGGCCUGCUCUCGCCAAUGGAUAUCAGGUUCUCCCAGAUGAAGAUGCGGCACUUGUUUGGCGACGGCCGUAGGAUCGCGGAGGCCAUCCAGGCGAUCAGGCAGGUGCCCUGCACGGAGGAGGAGUCCGCCGCGCACGCCGGCGCCAAGUGGAGGCUGGAGUUCCCAUUCCCGCCCAUCGAGGUCGUCCGCUGGCGCUGCAAGCUGCGCGACAACACUGGACGCCCGAGGCUGGACCCGGACACCGGGGAGGAGCUGUACGACUCUGAGGAGAAUUGGUUCACCCUGGACAAUCGGCGGCUCUACUGCCUCCAGGAGGCCUGGAGCGUUACGAUGUCGUGGUUCCUGCCGCUGUCGUCGUUCGUCGUUCGCUCGUCGUUCGUCCUCUCCUCCACCCUGCUGCCCUCCUCCCUGCGGCCGCUGCUGGCCCCGCCGCCACCCCGGCCCGGCUGGCUCGAGAGCGCACCUCCGCAGAUCUGCGCGGGGUGCGCCGCUGCAGAGAGCGCCGCGUCGGGUGCUGCCGAGCUCGUCAAGGCCGCACCGUCAGCCCUGCAGCUAGCGAGGCUCGCGCCCAGCCAGGACCUCGUCGCGGAACCAGCGCUGGCCCGCGGUCGGGGUGCCCUGACAGGGCUGUAG
Messenger RNA from Prorocentrum cordatum, 906 nucleotides. The record is from the annotation of a GenBank genome assembly. Lineage: Eukaryota; Dinophyceae; Prorocentrales; Prorocentraceae.